AGUCUUCUUCUUUCUCUUCAUUAAUCUUUUAUAGGUUUCAAUAAUAGAUACUACACAACAAUGCCAUACUCCGCUAUCGACAUUAACGAAGAAGAAAGAGCUUACCAACAACAAGUUGCUGAAAUUAAGAAAUGGUGGGCUCAACCAAGAUGGAGAAAGACCAAGAGAAUCUAUACCGCUGAAGAUAUUGCUAAGAAGAGAGGUACUCUCAAGAUUGACUACCCAUCUUCCCAACAAUCUGACAAAUUGUUCUCUUUGUUGGAAAAGCAUGAUGCUGACAAGACUGCUUCCUUCACCUUCGGUGCCUUGGACCCAAUCCACGUUGCUCAAAUGGCCAAGUACUUGGAUUCCGUCUACGUUUCUGGUUGGCAAUGUUCCUCUACUGCUUCUACUUCUAACGAACCAUCUCCAGAUUUAGCUGAUUACCCAAUGGAUACCGUUCCAAACAAGGUUGAACAUUUGUGGUUUGCUCAAUUAUUCCACGACAGAAAGCAACGUGAAGAAAGAUUAAACAUGUCUAAAGCUCAAAGAGCCAAGACUCCAUACACUGACUUCUUGAGACCAAUUAUUGCUGAUGCCGAUACUGGUCACGGUGGUAUCACUGCUAUUAUCAAGUUGACCAAAUUGUUUGUUGAACGUGGUGCUGCUGGUAUCCAUAUCGAAGAUCAAGCUCCUGGUACCAAGAAGUGUGGUCAUAUGGCUGGUAAGGUUCUUGUUCCAGUCCAAGAACACAUUAACAGAUUGGUUGCCAUUAGAGCUUCUGCUGAUAUCUUGGGAUCUAACUUAUUGGCUGUUGCCAGAACUGAUUCUGAAGCCGCCACUUUGAUUACUUCUACCAUUGAUCACAGAGACCAUUACUUCGUCAUUGGUUCUACCAACCCAGAUGCUCCUGAAUUAGCUGGUUUAAUGGCCGAAGCUGAAGCUAAGGGUAUCUAUGGUGAAGAAUUGGCUGCUAUUGAACAAAACUGGACCAAGACUGCUGGAUUAAAGUUGUUCCAUGAAGCUGUUAUCGAUGAAAUUAACGCUGGUAACUACUCAAACAAGCAAGCCUUGAUUAAGAAGUUUACCGACAAGGUCAACCCAUUAUCCAACACCUCCCACAAGGAAGCUAAGAAGUUGGCUAAGGAAUUGACUGGUAAGGACAUUUACUUUAACUGGGAAGUUGCCAGAGCUAGAGAAGGUUACUACAGAUACCAAGGUGGUACUCAAUGUGCUGUUAUGAGAGGUAGAGCCUUUGCUCCAUAUGCUGAUUUGAUCUGGAUGGAAUCAGCAUUGCCAGACUACCAACAAGCCAAGGAAUUCGCCGAAGGUGUCAAGGCUGCUUACCCUGACCAAUGGUUGGCUUACAACUUAUCUCCAUCUUUCAACUGGAACAAGGCUAUGCCACCAAAUGAACAAGAGACUUAUAUCAAGAGAUUGGCCAAGUUGGGUUACGUAUGGCAAUUCAUUACUCUUGCUGGGUUACAUACUACUGCUUUGGCUGUUGAUGACUUCGCUAACCAAUACUCGCAAAUUGGUAUGAGGGCUUAUGGUCAAAAUGUUCAACAACCAGAAAUUGAAAAGGGUGUUGAAGUUGUCAAGCAUCAAAAAUGGUCUGGUGCUGAAUAUAUUGAUGGCUUAUUGAAAAUGGUCAGUGGUGGUGUUACUUCAACUGCUGCCAUGGGUGCUGGUGUUACCGAAGACCAAUUUAAAGAAAAGAUUUAGAUAAUCUUUUUUUUUCUCACUUAGCCAUUUAUUUAUUGUUUAUGUUAGAUAGUUGAAAUAUUAAACUUGUAUUUG
Molecule: messenger RNA, 1779 nt
Organism: Spathaspora passalidarum NRRL Y-27907
Lineage: Eukaryota; Fungi; Ascomycota; Pichiomycetes; Serinales; Debaryomycetaceae
Gene: ICL1
Product: isocitrate lyase 1
Exons: 1
Coding region: 61-1704 (547 amino acids)
Biological process (GO): carboxylic acid metabolic process
Molecular function (GO): isocitrate lyase activity
Source: RefSeq, a predicted model, not a curated record